Messenger RNA from Hypomesus transpacificus, 2081 nucleotides. Its product is annotated as tubulin alpha-8 chain-like. Gene Ontology annotation, biological process: mitotic cell cycle; microtubule cytoskeleton organization. Gene Ontology annotation, cellular component: microtubule; cytoplasm. Gene Ontology annotation, molecular function: structural constituent of cytoskeleton; GTP binding. The transcript is spliced from 4 exons. Bases 644 to 2041 code for a protein of 465 amino acids. Lineage: Eukaryota; Metazoa; Chordata; Actinopteri; Osmeriformes; Osmeridae. The record is from RefSeq and is a predicted model, not a curated record.
UAAUGAAACUUUUGGGGGGGCUCCAGCCCCAAAAUAGGGCUAGAAACACCCAUGCUUAGCAGGAAGCACGGGUCAGGUCAUAACCCGGUUGUUCACAAUGUUGAAACUGCCAGUGGCUUCACCACCACAUGAUCUGCUAAAUACUGAACUCAAAGUGUGGAGAUGGUCUCGGGCAGAGGAGCAGAUGAUUAAAAAACUAUAAAUGGCAAUCCUAUUUGACUUCAGAUAGAGCAGGCCUCAAGUACAGCAAUGGAUUAGUAUUUGCAGUAUGUUAGUCUAUGCAUGUUUAAUUUGACGGGCAACAGGCUGUGUAGUUUUAACUCCCUAUAUCAACACAACAUUCAAUUCAAGAAAGAAACUCUGCCCAUGUUUUCACCAAUUAAAAUCUACUUGUUCAAACCUAACAUAUUGACUUGUUCCCAACAUUAAGGGUUUGUCCUAUGAUAACUUAAAAUCUGUUGAUGUAAAAAAGGUUUGUACUAUCUGAUACAGUAACAUCUGUUGACGUAUGACGUUUUUCAAUCAAGGUUGUUGAAGGUCACACCCACUAUACUUGAUUGCUGUGACUAGAAAAGCAGGUGAACUCUAUUAGGCUGAUACUCUGUAGUCAAGAUAAGGAGGGCUAUUUAAGGGGUAACUGCUUAUGGUUUUCAGGGUUGGGCUUGUUCAGGUGUGCCUAAUAGUUGUAGCAAUGAGGGAGUGCAUUUCUGUUCACAUCGGACAAGCGGGCGUCCAGAUGGGCAACUCCUGCUGGGAGCUGUACUGUUUGGAGCAUGGCUUCCUGCCAGAUGGAACAGUGCAUACAUCCAACGCUGCCUCCCUGGCCGACACAUCCUUCGGUACUUUCUUCACUGAAACCGGUACCGGGAAGUACGUCCCCAGAGCCAUCUUUAUUGAUCUGGAGCCGUCGGUCGUGGAUGAAGUACGAAAUGGCGCCUAUCGUCAGUUGUAUCACCCUGAGCAACUGAUCAGUGGCAAGGAGGACGCAGCUAACAACUAUGCCCGCGGACACUACACCAUCGGCAAGGAGAUUGUGGAAUCCGUCCUUGACAGGAUGCGUAAAAUGGCGGACCAGUGCACCGGACUGCAGGGCUUCCUCAUCUUUCACAGCUUUGGCGGGGGGACCGGCUCUGGUUUCACCUCCUUGCUGAUGGAGCGUCUGUCUGUGGACUACGGUAAGAAGUCCAAGCUGGAGUUCUCUGUGUACCCUGCCCCCCAGGUGUCCACAGCUGUGGUGGAGCCCUACAACUCCAUCCUGACCACUCACACCACCCUGGAGCACUCGGACUGCUCCUUCAUGGUGGACAAUGAAGCCAUCUUUGACAUCUGCAAGCGCAACGUGGGGGUUGAGCGUCCCUCCUACACCAACCUCAACCGCCUGAUUGCCCAGAUUGUGUCCUCCAUAACUGCCUCCCUGCGUUUUGACGGCGCCCUCAACGUGGACCUGACUGAGUUCCAGACCAACCUGGUGCCCUACCCCCGCAUCCACUUCCCCCUGGUGACCUACGCCCCCAUCAUCUCAGCCGAGAGGGCCUACCACGAGCAGCUCUCCGUAUCCGAGAUCACCAACUCCUGCUUCGAGCCGGCCAACCAGAUGGUGAAGUGUGACCCCAGGCGUGGCAAGUACAUGGCCUGCUGCCUGCUCUACCGCGGGGACGUUGUCCCCAAGGAUGUCAACGCCGCCAUCGCUCACAUCAAGACGAGGCGCUCCAUCCAGUUUGUGGACUGGUGUCCCACAGGCUUCAAGGUGGGCAUCAACUACCAGCCCCCCACUGUGGUUCCUGGAGGGGACCUGGCCAAGGUGCAGAGGGCCGUGUGCAUGCUGAGCAACACCACCGCUAUUGCCGAGGCUUGGAGCCGACUAGACCACAAGUUUGACCUGAUGUAUGCCAAGCGUGCGUUCGUGCACUGGUACGUAGGUGAGGGCAUGGAGGAGGGCGAGUUUUCUGAGGCCAGGGAGGACAUGGCUGCCCUGGAGAAGGACUAUGAGGAGGUGGGGGCAGACUCUGGAGAUGACUUUGAGGAGGAGGAUGAAUAUUGAAUCUGUUAGGCCUGCGUGCUGUAACCUGUAUUAAAAUAUA